Molecule: messenger RNA, 2895 nt
Organism: Papilio xuthus (Asian swallowtail)
Lineage: Eukaryota; Metazoa; Arthropoda; Insecta; Lepidoptera; Papilionidae
Product: transmembrane protein 164
Exons: 6
Coding region: 210-1067 (285 amino acids)
Source: RefSeq, a predicted model, not a curated record
CAUUGUUACAUUUUUUCAACCCCUCAAGCUUCAAGAUUUUAACUUCGAGACCAACUAAUUUUCAACCAAAAAAGCGCUAGUCAAAAGUAAGAAACGGAAAUUUGGAAUAUGUGUUAAUAUUAUAUAAAUAUAAUAUUUUUUACUGCCAUACACGUGAAACAAUAAUGAGUAAUUAAAUUAAAAUAUAACAUUGAUUAAAUACGACCAAUAUGUUCGAGUGGGCAUAUAGUGGUGCAAAUAAGGCUGUGCCUAGAAAUGUAGGUCCUGAAUGUGCUUAUUUUUUGUCAACUAAAAGACAAAUAAUUGAAACUGUUUUAGUAUCAUCAAUAUGCAUCUACACAUUACUAAAGAUCUAUCCCAAGUUACAAAUAACAGAGAAAAAAUGUUAUUCAAAAUAUGACAGAGGUGGUAAACGCCUGUUGGUGAUCCUACUAUCUUUACUGUGGGGAAUGGAAAUUGGGUUCAAGUUUGCUUCUAGAACUGUCAUAUACUUGUUGAACCCUUGUCAUGUUACAACAUUGAUGCAGAUCUAUUUGCUGACCGCACCACCAAGUAACACGGUAACAACCAUAUUUCGUAUACAUUUGAAUUUAUUAAAUGGACCAUUACUUGCAUUCCUAUUUCCUGAAACAGCUUCAAGAACGAUUUUUGCUGAAGCAGCUUUAUAUUGGAUACAACAUGGAAUGAUGUUUGUAAUACCAUAUUAUUUACUGAGAAUUGGAGGUGUGUACAAUGUAGAACCAUUUUGGGACUUCAAUUGGUGUAUCUUCAGCUACGCCCUAAAUCUUCUUUACCAUUUCAUCGUUCUACAACUGAUUGCUAUUCCAGCUCAAGUGAACUUGAACCACAUGCUAUGUCCGGCCAUAUUGGAUCCAUUCGAUGGGCCGUGGUAUCGCACUGCGGCGGUCAUACAUCAAGCCUUGCUUUGUCCUUUGCUGUGUAAGAUUUUCUGUCUCUUUGCCGAUUUUUGCCUUACUAAAUUUCCUCCAACAAAAGUGAAACCACAAAUGUGUGACGUAUUGCAAGGAAAGGAUAUGGUUGUAGGAGAUCAUAAGUCAAUUGAUUAGUGACAAAAGUAAGGUGUUUAUGGUUUUGAUUUCGCCGAAGUUAACCCUUUCAGGGUAGUUAAGAAAUAUAUAAAUUAUUAUUGCCUAAUUUAGGAAAGUUGGUACUUUUAAUGACGUCCAUUUAAGGGGUUCUUAUUAAGGUUGAAACAACCUUAAGGUAAUUUUAGUAAAGUACAAAAUGUUUAUUAUGAAUGUAUAAUAAAUAUUUUCAAAUAUAAUUACAAUUCUCGUAAGACUAUUACGAGAAUUUAGAUCUGGUAUCAUCUGUGAUCAUCUGUGUGGUUUAAAUUAUUUUGUACUUGUUGAUUCUAUUUUGCGAUAUAAAAACAAAUAUGAAUUUUAAAAUAAUUAUAGUAAUACUUAAAUACGCUUAUGCAUUUUAAUCUAAAUACAAAUAUAAAGGGAUAAAGGUAUCGUACAUCAGUGGAAAUUGACAUAAUCCUCAAGGAAAAUGGUUUUACUGGACCAUCUCCUUCGGAUCCUUUUCAGAAUGAUGUCUAUUAAACUAAAUAUAUUUAAAAAAAAUUUGACUAUGGUUUAUAUUGGUGGAGGUUUGAACAGUAUUACAGGCGAAUAAAUAAUAUGGUAUACUAGGAUUUUAAAACGGAUAUAUAAAAAAAAUACUGUAUGUAAAUCACAAAGCAAUUGUAGUAAUAUUUAGUAGCGGUUGCUAGGAUCUCAGAGACCUUACUUUUUAAAAAUUAAAGCUUAGGGCUCACUAAUUGUAUUUAUGUAGAUUAGUGUGGAAUAUUUAAUGUACACAGGAAUAAAAAAGUACUAAAAUCUUCUCAUAAGGCACAUAUUUAAUGGAAAUGAAGUUGAUGUUAGAAGAAGGUAGUUUGAAAAGUGUCUUUAAAAAUUUCAGACAGUUUUAAACGGUAGCCAGUGAUAUCGCGUAGUGUUUUUUUCACAAUUUAACUAAAAAAAAUGUACCUGAAACCGUAAAAGGUGAAAUAAUUAACGGCUAGUGUUGGGCUGAUUUUGAAUACGAACAAUGUUAAGGCGACGUACCGUUUGGUUGAACGCCGAGUGUAUAUUAUGUUUGAAAAGAUUGCCUAAAAAGUCUUUUAUGUCUAAUGAUUUAAACUAAAUUUAAUGCACACGUUCUCUUUAAAUAUUCCUUUUGCAAUAGAAAUGUAUUUUAAAUUAAUUAGAAAAUAAAUUCUGAAUAAUAAUAGCCAAAUGAUUCUAUUAAUUUAGAAGGUUAAAUAAAUACGUUAUAUGCAGAAUAAAUUGUAGACAUUAUCGGUCUAAUCUGCUGCAUAAACUAUUGAUGAACGAUGAAUGAUGACGAAUCGUUGCCUUAAAUACCCGGUUAUCUACUAACAAUACGCGUUUGUCAAAUUAUUUAAUAGAAUGCGACUUUAUUUGAUGCUUUUUUCAUAUAAAUAUCUUGCUAUAAGAUAAAAUUUGUCCGGGCUUUAAAAUAUGCGGAUACAUCUGUACCUAACUGGAAAAUUAUUACAAUUAUUCCAAGCUUUAGAAACUUAAAACUAGGGGUAUAUAGUGCAAUAUGACACAGUGAGUGUUCAAAAUACUAUCGAUUAACAAUUUAUGAAAUACGGUUUUCAUUUCAAGUCAUAGUAAAACCAAAAAUUGGUUUUAAACUUGCAAUAGUUUAGGUAUCGAUAAAGAGUCAAAUUAAAUGAAAUUAGUUAAACUAUAUUGUUACUUGCACUAUAGUGUGAUGAGUGAAGCUGUAACUCAGCCUUUCGUAAUAAGAGCUAGAACCAAAUUAUAUAUUUAAAAUUCAAUAAAUAGAUUUAAGUGCUGCUCACCAAAGUGAUAUGACAUGUGUUUGUUUUUAUAAUAAAUGCCUUCUGCCUUA